Molecule: messenger RNA, 318 nt
Organism: Striga asiatica
Lineage: Eukaryota; Viridiplantae; Streptophyta; Magnoliopsida; Lamiales; Orobanchaceae
Source: the annotation of a GenBank genome assembly
AUGCAGUUAGGUUCGUCGGAGACCCCUUUCAUUGAAAUCGAGCCCGUGUCUCCCAAAUAUAUACACUUGUCUCCAGUUUGCUCCAAUCUUUCCGAUAAUAAUAAUAAUAACUCGUCACUAUUAUUCAAUAGGCGACGAACCUCGAAUCCUCCCGUCUGGGGACAGUUGUACACCCGUGAGUGGAUGAGCCCACGGGCACCCAAAUCGAAGUUGUGGGUGAACAUGUCGAGGGUGGCGCUCGCGAGUAGCAGCUCGUCGUCGGACCCCACCAAGUGCUCGGCCACGCUCCACCUCCUCCACACCUCGAAUCCCGUGUAG